Messenger RNA from Salarias fasciatus (jewelled blenny), 1551 nucleotides. Its product is annotated as UDP-glucuronosyltransferase 2A3-like. Lineage: Eukaryota; Metazoa; Chordata; Actinopteri; Blenniiformes; Blenniidae. Gene Ontology annotation, molecular function: UDP-glycosyltransferase activity. The transcript is spliced from 4 exons. The coding region runs from base 1 to 1551 and encodes 516 amino acids. The record is from RefSeq and is a predicted model, not a curated record.
AUGGUUUCUUGCGAUGGAGGAAACAUUCUGGUUUUCCCUGUGGACGGCAGCCAUUGGGUGAAUAUGAAAGUUAUUUUGGUAGAGCUUCAUUCAAGGGGACACAACCUCACCGUGAUCAGGGCCUCCAACAGCUGGUACAUCCCAGAACAGUCUCCUCUCUACACGUCCAUUACAGUUGAAAUGGAUGAGAGCAUGGAGGACUUCUUUGACGUGUAUCUAGACGAACAGCUGAGGGUAAGUAAAUGUUUCCAUGCGCAGAGAGAAGGAGCUUCAUUCUGGACUUUUCUCAAACUCACCACGCAUUUCCUGUCCAUGGUUUCUAAGGCUCAUGAAAUGUGGGCUGAGGCCUUCAUUAAAAUUGUUGAAGAUCAGAAAGUGCUCCAAAGCAUUUUAGAUUCAAAAUAUGAAUUGAUGCUCACUGAUCCAGCUAUGGCACCAGGUUUGUACCUGGCUAAAUUCCUCAAACUGCCUGUCGUGCUCAAUGUGCGAUGGAUUACAAGCGGAGAAGGCCACUUUGUUUUAGCCCCGUCUCCACUGUCCUACAUCCCAGUGCCAGGAUCGGGCUUAACGGACAAAAUGAAUUUCAUCCAGAGGGUCAAGAACUUUCUUUUCUCCACCAUCGGCCUGGUCCAGCAGAAAGUCAUGGUGGAGCCGAGCUAUUUCGCGGUCCGAGAGAAGUAUUUUGAGGGCAGAUUUGACACUAUCUCGCUCCUUCAGGAAGCAGACAUUUGGCUGUUCAGGUCAGAUUUUGUGUUUGAGUACCCUCGACCCACAAUGCCGAACGUUGUUUACAUCGGAGGAUUCCAGUGCAAACCGGCCCAGCCACUGCCAGCGGACCUGGAGGAGUUUGUUCAGAGCGCCGGGGAGAACGGAGUGAUCAUCAUGACUCUGGGAACUCUGGUCAACGCUUUGCCCGCAGAUCUCGCAGAUGAAGUCGCCAGAGUGUUUGCCAAGUUACCUCAGAAGGUGAUAUGGAGACACAACGGAGCGACUCCCUCUACACUGGGAAAUAACACCCUUAUCGUGGACUGGAUGCCCCAGAAAGACCUCCUGGGCCACCCGCAGAUCAAGCUCUUUGUUGCUCACGGAGGAACCAACGGCGUCCAGGAGGCCAUCUACCACGGCGUCCCGGUGCUCGGCAUACCCUUGUUCUUCGACCAGUAUGACAACCUCCUGCGCCUGCAGGACAGGGGAGCCGCCAAGAUUCUGGAGCUGUCGGACCUCAACGCGGACACUUUUGAGCAAGGCAUCCAGGAAGUGCUCCACACAGACAGCUACCGCAUGAACAUUCAGCGCAUGUCUCGUCUGCACAGGGACCAGCCUUUGGCCCCCAUGGACCAGGCCGUCUUCUGGGUAGAAUACGUCAUGCGUCACAAAGGGGCUCCUCAUCUGCGUACCGAGGCCUACAGGAUGCCCUGGUACUCAUAUUACUCUUUAGACGUGCUGCUCCUCAUGCUGACUGUGCUGACUGCACUGAUUGUUUCUACUCUAUGUGUGUUUAGAUUUUUGUGCUGCAGAAGAAGAAAAAAUUCAAAAGCCAAACAAAACUGA